Molecule: messenger RNA, 3950 nt
Organism: Neomonachus schauinslandi (Hawaiian monk seal)
Lineage: Eukaryota; Metazoa; Chordata; Mammalia; Carnivora; Phocidae
Gene: AFF2
Product: AF4/FMR2 family member 2
Exons: 21
Coding region: 1-3915 (1304 amino acids)
Biological process (GO): regulation of RNA splicing
Cellular component (GO): nuclear speck; nucleus
Molecular function (GO): G-quadruplex RNA binding
Source: RefSeq, a predicted model, not a curated record
AUGAGUAUGGUUUCUAAUAAGCACCUUUCCAUGUUCUUCUGUAUUCCAAAGAACUGUCACUAUGAACAAGACCGUAGUGCACUUAAAAAAAGGGAAUGGGAGCGGAGGAAUCAAGAAGUCCAGCAAGAAGACGAUCUCUUUUCUUCAGGCUUUGAUCUUUUUGGGGAGCCCUACAAGACAAACAAAGGGGAUGCACUUGCCAACCGAGUCCAGAACACGCUGGGAAACUAUGAUGAAAUGAAGGAUUUGCUAACUAACCAUUCUAAUCAGAAUCAUCUAGUGGGGAUCCCAAAGAAUUCCGUGCCCCAGACUCCCAUCAACAAAAACGAACCGAGCUUUUUCCCAGAACAAAAGAACCGAAUGCUCCCACCUCACCAGGAUAGCACUCACCCCUCGGCACCAAUGCCUCCACCUUCCGUUGUGAUACUGAAUUCCACUCUCAUACACAGCAACAGGAAAUCAAAAGCUGACUGGCCACGCGAUAGUCAUAACGCUAGUGUUGUCCCAGCCAGCCAGGCCAGUGGUCAGCCAAACAAGCUGCCGCCAUCUACACAGGACCAGCCCCCAGCCCGACUGGAAGACUUCUUUGUCUACCCAGCUGAACAGCCCCAGGUUGGAGCCGUUGAAGAGUCAGAUGCUUCUGCAAAAGAAGACAGUAGUCUCAAGUCCAGUGCAGGGGAUACGUUCAAGGAAAUCUUUCAGUCCGUCUCACCAGAAGAAUCUGAAUUUACAGUGCAAGCUCCUGGGUCUCCCCUAGUUGCCUCCUCUUUGUUAGCUCCCAGCAGUGGCCUUUCGGUUCAGAACUUUCCACCAGGGCUUUACUGCAAAACAAACAUGGGGCAGCAAAAGCCAACUGCGUAUGUCAGACCCAUGGAUGGCCAGGACCAGGCACUGGAUGUCCCUCCGACACUGAAACCUUCCAUUGAAUUUGAGAACAGCUUUGGGAAUCUGUCAUUUGGAUCACUCUUGGAUGGAAAACCCAGUGCAGCCAGUUCAAAGCCUAAACUGCCAAAGUUCACGAUUCUCCAAACAAGUGAAGUAAGCCUUCCCAGUGAUCCAAGCUGUGUUGAAGAAAUCUUGCGGGAGAUGACCCAUUCCUGGCCUGCUCCUCUCACUGCCAUGCAUACUUCCGGGAACUCUGAGAAGAACACACUUUCCAUCCCAGGACAGGAAUCCCAACACCUGACCCCAGGAUUCACCUUACAAAAGUGGAGCGACCCGACCAGCAGAGCUUCUACGAAGAUGCUUGAGGACGACCUGAAGCUGAGCAGUGAUGAAGAUGACCUUGAGCCUGUGAAGACCUUGGCCACUCACUGCACCGCCAUUGAGCUCUACCAGGCUGUUGAAAAGGCGAAACCUAAGAAUAAUCCUGUGAACCCACUCUUAGUCACACCGCAGCCCCCACCUGUGGUGCCAGCCAGCGGGGGAUCUGGCAGCUCCAGUGACUCUGAGAGCAGCUCCGAGUCAGACUCAGACACCGAAAGCAGCACCACUGACAGCGAAUCCAAUGAGGCGCCUCGAGCGGCCACUCCAGAGCCUGAGCCGCCCUCAACCAACAAGUGGCAGUUGGAUAAAUGGCUUAACAAAGUGACAUCCCAGAACAAGUCGUUUAUUUGUGGCCAAAAUGAAACACCCAUGGAGACUGUUUCUGUGCCUCCUCCAAUCAUCCAGCCAAUGGAAGUCCAGGUCAAAGUGAAGACAACCCCCAGCCAGGUCCUGGCUGAACCCAAAGAGAGGCCUCUCCUCAGUCUUAUCAGGGAGAAAGCCCGUCCACGGCCGACCCAGAAAACUCCAGAAACAAAGGCUUUGAAGCAUAAGUUGUCAACAACUAUUGAGACAGUGUCUCAAAGGACAAUUGGGAAAAAACAGCCCAAAAAAGUCGAGAAGAACACCAGCAUUGAUGAGUUUACCUGGCCCAAACCAAAUAUUACCAGCAGCACCCCCAAAGAAAAAGAAAGCAUGGAGCUUCCUGACCCACCAAGAGGCCGCAACAAAGCCACUGCCCACAAACCAGUCCCUAGGAAGGAACCGAGGCCAAACGUUCCCUUGGCUGCCGAGAAAAAGAAGUACAGAGGGCCUGGCAAGAUCGUGCCAAAGUCCCGAGAAUUCAUCGAAACAGAUUCGUCCACGUCCGAUUCCAACACAGAUCAGGAAGAGACCCUGCAGAUCAAAGUGCUGCCUCCGUGCAUCGCUCCAGGGGGCAAUACUGCCAAAUCCAAGGAAGCCUGUGGUGCCAGCCUGACCCUCAGCUCCUUGGUCAGCAGCAGCAACAACAGCCUAACCACCAGUGGUGAGGAGCCAGCAUUUUCACCCAUCCCUGUCACGCAAACCGAGCUGCUAUCCCCUCUACGAGACCACGAGAACCUGAAAAAUCUCUGGGUGAAGAUUGACCUUGACCUGCUGUCUAGAGUGCCUGGCCACCACUCAGUGCAAGCAGCGCCAGCCAAGCCGGACCACAAGGAGACUGCGUCCAAGCCCAAGCGCCAGACCACUGCUGCGGCCGCCGAAAAACCUGUCCCUAAGGGCAAGCGUAAGCACAAGCCAACAGAGAUCGCAGAGAAAAUCCCUGAGAAGAAGCAACGCCUGGAGGAGGCCACCACUAUUUGCCUGCUGCCCCCCUGCAUCUCACCAGCCCCACCCCACAAGCCUCCCCACGCUAAAGAAAACAGUUCAUCCAGGAGAGCAAAUAGAAGGAAAGAAGAAAAGCUGUUCCCUCCUCCACUUUCCCCACUGCCAGAGGACCCUCCACGCCGCAGAAACAUCAGUGGCAGCAAUGGCCCCUUUGGUCAAGACAAAAACAUCCCUAUGAUCGGACAGAUCACCUCUACCAAACCCAAGAGGAGUGAAGGCAAAUUCUGUGCUACUUUCAAAGGGAUAUCCGUAAAUGAUGGAGACACUCCAAAAAAGACACCCUCUGCCACCGUCACGGUUACCAACACAGCUAUUGCCACUGCCACUGUUACUGCGACUGCCAUUGUCACCGCCACUGUCACGGCCACCGCGACCGCCACUGCCACAGCCACUACCACAACCACUACGACAACCAUCUCCACCAUCACCUCUACCAUCACCACUGGCCUCAUGGACAGCAGUCACCUGGAGAUGGCGUCCUGGGCAGCCCUGCCCCUUCUGUCCAGCAGCACCACCAAUGUCCGGAGACCCAAGCUCACCUUUGACGACUCGGUUCACAAUGCUGAUUAUUACAUGCAAGAGGCUAAGAAGCUGAAGCACAAAGCUGAUGCACUGUUCGAGAAAUUUGGCAAAGCCGUGAAUUAUGCCGAUGCAGCCCUGUCCUUCACCGAAUGUGGCAAUGCAAUGGAACGCGACCCUCUGGAAGCCAAGUCUCCGUAUACCAUGUACUCCGAGACUGUGGAGCUCCUCAGGUACGCGAUGAGACUGAAGAACUUUGCGAGCCCCUUGGCUUCAGACGGGGACAAAAAGCUGGCGGUAUUAUGCUACAGAUGUUUAUCACUUCUCUACUUGCGGAUGUUCAAGCUGAAGAAGGACCAUGCUAUGAAGUACUCCAGAUCACUGAUGGAAUAUUUUAAGCAAAACGCUUCAAAAGUCGCUCAGAUACCAUCUCCCUGGGUAGGCAAUGGAAAGAACACUCCAUCCCCGGUGUCUCUCAACAACGUCUCUCCCAUCAAUGCAAUGGGCAGCUGUAACAACGGCCCGGUCACCAUCCCCCAGCGCAUUCACCACAUGGCCGCCAGCCAUGUCAACAUCACCAGCAACGUGUUACGGGGCUACGAACACUGGGACAUGGCCGACAAACUGACAAGAGAGAACAAAGAAUUCUUCGGUGAUCUGGACACACUGAUGGGGCCCCUGACCCAGCACAGCAGCAUGACCAAUCUCGUCCGCUACGUUCGCCAGGGACUGUGUUGGCUGCGCAUUGAUGCCCAUUUGUUGUAGUGGGCGCGCCCCCAUCUCCAGCAUCGCCACCCAUC